Hibiscus syriacus is the source of this 1002-nucleotide messenger RNA. RefSeq names its product DNA-directed RNA polymerases II, IV and V subunit 3-like. Gene Ontology annotation, biological process: regulation of DNA-templated transcription; DNA-templated transcription. Gene Ontology annotation, cellular component: RNA polymerase II, core complex. The record is from RefSeq and is a predicted model, not a curated record. Gene Ontology annotation, molecular function: protein dimerization activity; DNA-binding transcription factor activity; DNA-directed RNA polymerase activity. The transcript has 6 exons. NCBI's taxonomy places the organism in Eukaryota, Viridiplantae, Streptophyta, Magnoliopsida, Malvales, Malvaceae. The annotation marks the transcript as partial.
UUCCCAAAGAUCAAAAUUCGCGAACUUAAGGAAGACUACGCGAAGUUCGAGCUUCGCGACACCGACGCCUUCAUAGCCAACGCGCUCUACCGCGUUAUGAUCGCUGAGGUCCCCACCAUCGCAAUCGACCUCAUCAAAUUCAAAGGCAACUCAUCCAUCCUCAACGACCAGUUGAUUGCCCAUCAGCUCAGCCUCAUUCCACUCACCAGCGAGCGCGCCAUGUCGAUGCAAUUCUCCCGUGACUGCGAUGCAUGCGACAGUGACGGGCAGUUUGAGUUCUGCUCCGUCGAGUUCCAUCUUCGUGCCAAAUGCAUGAACGAUCAGACCCUCGAUGUCACUAGCAACGAUCUCUACAGUUAUGAUCAUAUGGUUGUUCCCGUUAAUUUUACUGAUUCUGCUGGCUACAAUUUUUCUAAGCAAAGAUUCAUAGUGAAACUGCGGCGCGGGCAAGGGUUGAGGCUAGGGGCAAUUACAAGGAAAAGGAUAAGGAAAGAUCAUGUAAAAUGGUCACCUGCUGCAACUACGACUUUCAUUUAUAAACCCGAGAUUCAUAUCAAUGAAUAUAUGAUGGAUACCUUGAUGCUUGAGGAGAAGCAAAGCUUUAUCGAGAGUAGUCCUACUAGAGUCUUUGACAUUGAUCCUAAUACUCAACAGGUUCUCCUCUUGCUACAUCAUUAUAUUAUCAAACUAGGUUACGGGCUGUUAAAGAAAUUCUAUUUCAACUACACAAAAAAAUCAGGGACAUUAGUGAGGCAAACCUUAAGUGGAUCAUCAAGAGGAGAUUUAGAUGAUGGUGAACUUGAAGGAGAUACUGAAACCACUGAAAACAUGGAUCCGACUGAUGCAAAGCAUGCAAUGAGAAUGCGGUCAAAUAGAGAAUCAGCUAGGCGCUCUAGAAGAAAACAAGCACAUAUGAAUGAACUUGAAGAACAUGAUCAAAAGCUUGAAGAACCAGUUGAUGUGUAUAAGCUGCUAGGGAAAUCUGUGAAUUCCAAAAAGUAG